CCCGCCCCGGCUGUGGCCCCCGGCUGCGGAGAAGUCCGAGACGCAGCUGCAGCGCGGGGGCCUGAGUGGCAGCCUACACCACAGCAGGCUGAUCUGGAGCGUCCCGCACAGGUUUAGACCCAGUGUGCCUGCUGGGCUGUGCCCAGGUUCAAAGCCAUGCCAAUCAGUGGGUGAAGCUUGAGGCAGCGAUGGAGCCGCUGCAGCAGAAGCCACAGCAGCAGCAGCCACAGCAGCAGCCACCACACCAGGUUUCUCUGCAGAUGGAUGCCAGAGAGAAGCAGGGACAGCAGAUGAGAGAAGCCCAGUUCCUGUAUGCCCAGAAGCUGGUCACACAGACUCUUCUUUCUGCCACACCUGGGAGGCCUUCUGUCAGCCCUGCCCUGGGUCCCUUAGCCAGAAUUCCUCCGGCCACAGCAGUGACCCGAGCUUUUGAACGGAGCAAUGUGAACUCAGAGCCUGAGGAAGAGGAAGGAGGUUUGGAAGAUGAGGAUGGGGAUGAUGACGUUGCAGAGGUGGCUGAGAAAGAGGCCCAGGCUGCUUCAAAAUAUUUUCAUGUGCAGAAAGUGACUCGCCAAGACCCUAGAGUGGCACCCAUAUCUGGUCUCCUUCCAGCACCAGGGCUCCUACCACACGGACAGCAGGCCCGAGAAGACCAUACCAAAGAUGCUACCAAGGGCCCAGCUUCAGCCCCCACAGCUGGGCAACCAGGCUGGAAUCUGGAUGAGCAGCUCAAGCAGAAUGGUGGUGUGGCCUGGAGUGAUGAUGCGGAUGGAGGCCGGGGAAGAGAGAUCUCUCGAGAUUUUGCCAAGCUAUAUGAACUGGACAGUGAUCCGGAAAGGAAGGAGUUCCUGGAUGACCUCUUCAUCUUUAUGCAGAAGAGGGGGACCCCUAUCAACCGAAUCCCCAUCAUGGCUAAGCAGAUCCUUGACCUGUAUAUGCUGUAUAAACUGGUUACAGAGAAGGGGGGCCUGGUGGAGAUCAUCAACAAAAAGAUCUGGCGGGAGAUCACCAAGGGGCUGAACCUGCCCACGUCCAUCACCAGCGCUGCCUUCACCCUGCGGACCCAGUACAUGAAGUACCUGUAUGCCUACGAGUGUGAGAAGAAAGCCUUGAGCUCCCCGGCCGAGCUCCAGGCAGCCAUCGAUGGCAACCGGCGAGAGGGCCGGCGGCCCAGCUACAGCUCUUCCCUCUUCGGCUACUCACCUGCUGCUGCCACUGCCGCCGCCGGGGCCCCUGCCCUUCUUUCCCCACCCAAAAUCCGCUUCCCCAUCCUUGGGCUGGGCUCCAGCAGUGGCACCAGUGCCAGCAGCCCUCGGAUGUCCCCAGCAACCACUCUCAGGAAAGCUCUGGUACCUUUGCCAGGUGAUGGAGUCCCAGUGACAGCGGUGCCUGUGCCAAAUCGCCUGGUUGUGCCCGUGACCUUGGCAGGCCAGCAGGCCGGCACCCGGACCGCCACACUGGAGCAGCUGCGGGAGCGGCUGGAGUCAGGGGAACCCCCUGAGAAGAAGGCAUCCAGGCUGUCGGAGGAGGAGCAGCGCCUGGUACAGCAGGCCUUCCAGCGCAGCUUUUUUGGCAUGGCCCGGCAGCUGCCCAUGAAGAUCCGGGUCAACGGCAGGGCAGAAGACCGAUCAGAGGCCUCGGCCACGGCGCUGAACCUGACAACAGGCAGCUUUGGGAGCAUAAACAUGUCUGUGGACAUCGACGGCACCACCUAUGCAGGUGUGCUGUUUGCCCAGAAGCCUGUGGUCCACCUCAUUGCAGGAGCUGCUUCCCAGAGCAUUGGCAGCAGCAGCAGCAGCAGCAGCAGCAGCAGUUCUCACUGCUCACCAAGUCCUACCUCAUCCCGGGGCACCCCCAGUGCAGAGCCCUCCACCAGCUGGUCCCUCUGAGGGGCAGGACACAGCUUCCCACCCAACUCUCCUGUCGAGAGUGAAGGAAGUUGACGCACAGAAUUUACCUCAUCUCACAGAGCCCACGUCAAACAUCAUUUGGCCAGAUGCUGAGAGUUUGGACAUGUCCGCCUGUCCAGGCUCCAAUCAGGUCCUGCUGUACUCUGGGGACAGGGAGAGGCUGGAAGGGCAGGACAGGGCAGCACUGUCCAAUCAGGGAUUGUCCUGGAGGACUGGGCGGGGUUUGUGGGCGGCCAGCUUCCUCGGGGGUUCCCAGGCCACCUCCCAUCCUGGGUACAGUGUAUUGACAAUCUGUAAGCCGACACAGGGUUGGAGGCCCUCCAUUUCCCUUCCCAUUUAAUUUAUUUUCCUUCCCCUGCCUUCCACCAUGACUCCUGGGUCACUGGUCUCUGCUCAGUCCCCCAACCUGACUCGUGGGGCUGCUAGGAGCCAAGAGCAUGCAUUUGUAGCCCUUCUCUGCUGAGCCUGAGAUGGGGCCCUCCCAGCCCACCUUCCCUACCAUGUUUGGUUCUUGGAGUUGCGGGUCCCUAAAAUGCAAGUCCUGAAGCAGUCCUCAGGGCCCCUUGUGCCCCUUGUAAUGGUCCCAAGAAAGGGCACCUGAGGGCAGUCCUCAGGUCCCAGGGCCUCCUGGGCGUCUGCUGAGGGAGAGGCAGCGCCUUGGGGCUGCCCCAGCAGGCCCUGGCACCCACCUCACACUGACCCUUCUCUGACCCUCCCAGACCUCAUGCUGCCCACUCGCCCUCGUUGGCCAGCUCUCGCAAGAACAGCCCACUUGUCCCUUGGGCCCCCCUUGUACUGGGGCCAUCUCAGCCCCAACAUCCCCAGGCCUGUCGAUGUCAGGUUCAUUGAAAUACCUCAGAUUUGUAAUUGUUGAUGUUUGAUUCUUCAGGAAGUAUUUGCAUCUCUGAAAAUUUUUUUAUAUGUGUUUUGCUGACUUUUUUUUAUUUUAAAACUUUUAUCGUUGUUGUAGCACCAAAGAAAUGAUCACCCCAAAGCCAAGCAGAUGAUUUGGUACCCCAGCCCCUCUGGCCCUUUACUGAGACCCCAGUGAGGAGGCGAGGAGGCAGGCAGGAGAGAUGACUCAGGGAUCGCAGCAGCGGGAGAGGGUGGAACGGAGAGGCCCGCUCUCACACAGGCUGGGUCCUGAAACCACUCCGGUUCUAAAGAUGGUCCUCGGCCCAUUUCCUGCCAGAGCACAGCUAGUCCCAGCCCCUACCCCCCACUCACCAGUGUGGGCAGGAGGUCUCCCCUUCACAACACUCCCACCUCAGGACAGGAGCAGGCCGUGGGCCUUGGGGUGUGGCUACACCAGAGCUGAGGAGAUGUGAGAGCGCUCCAUCUGUCGUCCUGGCCCCCGAGGUGGAGCAGGCCGGUCCUGUGCUGUAAAGGAGUGAUUCUCACCCUGCUCGCCACACAGUCCAGUAAGCCCUGCAGUGUGCAGUAGGACACCACCCACUGUGAUGUCGUCGGGCUGCAGUGGGAGACCACGCCGGCACAAGCCCACGUCAGUCCUGUCUCGGGAAGGAAGGAAAAUCGAGCUUGAGCACAAAAGAUACCUCAGCCUGGUGAGCUGCAGCUCAGGGGCCUGCGUCAUCCCACUCCCCUCCCCCAGCCCUCCACACCCACUCACAGCCCCAUCCACUGGGGCUGACACUCUGCUGGCCUCAGAAGCCUUCCCACCUGACCCACCCGGCAAGCUCAGGGUGUGGGCACAGAGGGCAUCUGGGAUCUGGUGCCAGGGAGGAAGGAGCCCAGUUGGCUGGCACUGGGCCUGCUUGAAGGUGUCACAGACAUUUUGCCAGUCUGUUUUUCUCAGGGGUUUGGUUACGAAGGAUGGACUCUUCCCACCCAGAGGACGCAGGGACAGCGCACUGUUAUCUUUCUGGUCACUGGACUUUCUCCUUUUUGGGCAGCGUGCCCAACUCCCCUCCCUCAGCGAACCCUCUGUGCCCUGAGAGCUUGAGCAUGGUGGCACCAGAGGAGCUUUCCCUGAAAGUGCAGCCCUGUCGGCCUGGGCAGCUCUGUCCUCUCGCCCUCCCAACCUUAUAUGUAUUCUAACCAGGAAAAAUGUGAUAGCACAUGGGUAGCUAGGAGUGGAGAAAUACCUCAGACGUCCUCUUGCAGCAAGUGUCUGUAUAUGUUGUGGUUAUUUUCUAUCUUACAUGUUCUUGAAUGUUUAUAUUUCAAUAAACCUCUACCUCUUCACACAAGCAGG
Molecule: messenger RNA, 4125 nt
Organism: Hipposideros armiger (great roundleaf bat)
Lineage: Eukaryota; Metazoa; Chordata; Mammalia; Chiroptera; Hipposideridae
Gene: ARID3B
Product: AT-rich interaction domain 3B
Exons: 9
Coding region: 189-1889 (566 amino acids)
Biological process (GO): regulation of transcription by RNA polymerase II
Cellular component (GO): nucleus
Molecular function (GO): DNA binding
Source: RefSeq, a predicted model, not a curated record